Molecule: messenger RNA, 11385 nt
Organism: Sinocyclocheilus grahami
Lineage: Eukaryota; Metazoa; Chordata; Actinopteri; Cypriniformes; Cyprinidae
Gene: usp34
Product: ubiquitin specific peptidase 34
Biological process (GO): protein deubiquitination
Cellular component (GO): cytosol; nucleus
Molecular function (GO): cysteine-type deubiquitinase activity
Source: RefSeq, a predicted model, not a curated record
UUCAUCAUGGCUGCCGUAUGUACUAGUCUGCACAGUAACGCUCUGCUCGGAGACUGACUCUCCGCUCCUUUAGUGCCUCACAUUUACUUUCUCCGCCUCGACAUUUCGGCAAAUAAUCCCGCUUGCAUGAGCCCAAACCUCCCUGGUUGUGUUGUCUCAUAAUAACCAGCCUUCAUCAAGCAUUUCGUCGGGCCUUAAACACCCCCUUAAAAAGACAGAGAGAAAAACAGGCAACAUUUUGUUUCUCCAAUGGUCUGAAUACACUUUCCGCCUUUAUGAACCAUGUGUGAGAACUGCGCCGAGCUGCUGGAGGUGCUCAAUGAGAUCUCGGAUGCAGACAGCUCAGACGGCCUGCAGCUGAAGAAGGAGCAUGCCUUAAGAGUCUUCACUUACAUCAGCACAUGGACACAGAGGCAGUGUCUGUGCUGUUUCAAGGAAUACAAACACCUCGAGGUGUUCAGCCAACUGGUUUAUGCCCUCAUUAACUUGGUCAUUGUUCAAGUAACCAACCUUAGGGACCGUCUACACAGUGGCAAUGGCAACACUAGGACAGAGGGGGCGGAGUCCGAAUGGGGCUCCGCCCAGCCACAGCCAUCGCCCAGUGAGGACGAGCCGCUGAAUGUGGAACGGGACUCGGCUGAAGAGGAUGGUGGAGUGGAGGAUGGAGAUCAGCACAAGAACCAAAAUGAGGGGGUCAAACCGGAUCCCCAGCCCAAGCUCAGUGAACCCACGGCGGGCGAGAGCGGGAACGACAGCGGCCUGGACCCGUUUGCAUCAUGGAGCACAGAAGACCAGGAGAAACUGCUGCUGUGUGCUGCCAAGAUCUUUCAGAUCCAGUUCCCUUUGUACACAGCCUACAAACACAACACGCACCCCACUAUAGAGGAUAUCUCCGCACAAGAGAGCAAUAUCCUCGGCUCUUUCUGUGAUAUGAAUGAUGUGGAGGUCCCUCUGCACCUGCUGCGAUAUGUGUGUAUGUUCUGCGGGAAGCACGGCCUCUCUCUGAUGAAGGACUGCUUUGAAUUCGGCGCUCCUGAUACUCUCCCCUUCCCCAUCGCACAUGCCUUCAUCACCAUCGUCUCUAACAUCAGAAUAUGGUUGCACAUUCCCGCUGUGAUGCAGCACAUCAUCCCGUUUCGUGCUUAUGUUAUCAGGUAUCUGUGUAAGUUGUCGGAUCAGGAGCUGCGUCAGAGCGCGGCGCGUAACAUGGCCGAUCUGAUGUGGAGCACGGUGAAGGAGCCGCUGGACAGCGCACUGUGUUUUGACAGAGAGAGCUUGGAUCUGGCCUUCAAAUACUUCAUGAGUCCAACGCUCACCAUGAGACUGGCCGGCCUGAGCCAGAUCACGAAUCAGCUGCACACCUUCAAUGACGUUUGUAAUAACGAGUCCCUGGUGUCUGACACUGAGACGUCGAUAGCAAAGGAACUCGCUGACUGGCUCAUCAACAACAAUGUUGUUGAGCACAUAUUUGGACCAAAUUUGCACAUUGAGAUCAUUAAACAGUGCCAAGUGAUCCUGAACUUCCUUGCAGCCGAGGGCAGGCUGAGCACUCAACAUGUGGACUGCAUAUGGGCCGCCGCUCAGCUGAAACACUGCAGUCGCUACAUCCAUGACCUGUUCCCCUCGCUCAUAAAGAACCUGGACCCUGUUCCUCUGCGGCACGUGCUCAGUCUGGUGUCAGGGUUACACCCCAGCGCACACACCGAACAGACACUGUAUUUGGCGUCCAUGUUGAUCAAGGCCUUGUGGAAUAACGCUCUGGCAGCCAAAACUCAGCUGUCCAAACAGAGCUCUUUCGCCUCCCUGCUCAACACCAACAUUCCCAUGGGCAACAAGAAAGGUUCUCCUGCAGGAAGCCCAGAGAGCAGUGACAACAGCGACACGCAUCACAGUGGAGGAAGUGACAUGGAGAUGGACGAGCCGAUCAUGAGCAGUGGAAAACGAGGGCAGCAGAGGCUGUCGGACACGGAGGAGUCUCUGCAGGGCAGCUCUGAUGAGACGGCCAACAGCGGCGAGGAGGGCAGCAGCAGCGGCCGCAGCGAGGCGUCCAGCAAUGAGGCUGGAUCCAGCCGAGCCAGCCAAUCAGCAGGCAGCCCGGGCAGCGAGCUGCACUCCGACGACAUGGCUGACAGCGAGGCCUUGAAGGAGGAGGAAGAGGAGGAGGAAGAAGAAGAGGACGAUGACGAGGAUGACGAAGACGACGAUGAGGAUGACGAAGACGACAGGCCCGUUGUCGCCUCCGAGGGCAGCCCUCAGAAAGAAACCAGAGACUCCAGAGAGCCGUCUACGUCAGAGCUGCGUAAACGCAAAGCCGGCGAAGCACUCGGAGAGGUCCAAGGUCCUCCGGAGCGACCCGGAAUUCCGCCCGGUGUUCCCGGCUCCAUCGCCUCCGCUCCCGGACUUUCCAAAACCAAAUCCAUUCCCUUCACCCCAGAGGCAGCCGCUGCCAUGGUAGCCUCGUCUUCUUCCCUUAGGAUCCUCGAGCCUUGCUCUUCUUCAUCUGUGUGCCUGGAGGGAACGUCAGGAGAGCAGGCUGAUUCCCAAUCCCAGAACCCCCAGCAACCACAGCAGGGUGGCACAGAGAUGGGCUCCUCACACGGAGCGUCUGUUUCCCAGGAGCCGCCCUGCAUGCCUCGACCAGCGGACUUCCUGACGGAGGCUAUGGGCAAUGAGCUCUUCAACUGCAGGCGUUUCAUCGGCCCUCAGCAUCACCACCAUCAUCAUCACCACCAUCAUCAUCACCACCACCAUGAUGGUCACAUGGUAGAGGACAUGCUGAGCGCUGAUGACGUGAGCUGCAGCAGUUCUCAAGUCAGUGCCAAAUCCGAGAAGAACAUGGCGGAUUUUGAUGGAGAGGAGUCUGGCUGUGAGGAGGAGCUGGUCCAGAUCAACUCGCACGCAGAGCUCAGCUCGCACCUGCAGCAACACCUGCCUAACCUGGCCUCCAUAUACCAUGAACAUCUGGUGCAAGGUCCGGCGGUGCACAAACAUCAGUACUCUGUGCACACGGUGACCGACAUCAACCUGGACAACGUCUGCAAGAAAGGCAACACCCUUCUUUGGGACCUGGUCCAGGAUGACAAUGCGAUCCACCUAUCAGAAGGCUUGAUUAAUGAGGCAGAGAAGCUGUUGUGCUCUCUGGUCUGCUGGUUCACUGACCGUCAGAUCCGCAUGCGUUUCAUCGAGGGCUGUCUGGAGAACCUCGCCAACCACCGGUCAGUGGUGGUGUCUUUGCGUUUGCUGCCGAAGCUCUUCGGGACCUUCCAGCAGUUCGGCUCUAGCUACGACACUCACUGGAUAACCAUGUGGGCGGAAAAGGAACUGCACAUGAUGAAGCUCUUUUUUGAUGAUCUGUUACACUAUAUCCAGGAAGUGAGAGAGCAGCACCACAAAUUUGCUCUGUACAGUCACAGUGCAGAGGUGCAGGUGCGUCUGCAGUUCCUCACCUGUGUGUUCUCAACGCUCGGAUCACCUGACCACUUCAGGUUGAGUCUGGAGCAGGUGGACAUCCUGUGGCACUGUUUAGUGGAGGACUCCGAGUGUUACGACGACGCCCUGCACUGGUUCCUAAACCAGGUCCGCAGUAAAGACCAGCACGCCAUGGGCAUGGAGACAUACAAACACCUCUUCCUGGAGAAGAUGCCUCAGCUGAAGCCGGAGACGAUCAGCAUGACGGGACUCAAUUUGUUUCAGCAUCUGUGCAAUCUGGCUCGUCUGGCCACCAGCGCCUACGACAGCAGCUCCAACUGCGAGUUGUGUGGUAUGGAUCAGCUGUGGGGAAUCGCGUUGAGGGCUCAGUCUGCAGACAUCAGCCGCGCUGCCAUCCAGUACAUCAACUCCUAUUACAUCAGCGGUAAAACGGGUCUGGAGAAGGAGCAGGAGUUCAUCAGUAAGUGUAUGGAGAGCUUGAUGAUGGCGUCUGCUAACCUGGAGAAAGACGCCCACUCCAGCCUGACCAUCAUAGAGAGAGGACUGCUGCUGCUCAAAACACACCUGGAGGCCUUCAGACGCAGGUUUGCGUAUCACCUGCGGCAGUGGCAGAUUGAGGGCACGGGCAUCAGCAGUCAUCUGAAAGCUCUCAGUGAUAAACAGUCUCUCCCGCUCAGGAUCGUGUGUCAGCCAGCAGGACUGCCUGACAAGAUGACCAUCGAGAUGUACCCCAGCGAUCAGGUGGCUGAUCUGAGGGCAGAGGUCACGCACUGGUAUGAGAAUCUUCAGAAGGAUCAGCUCAGCCAGCAGGCACAGCUGCAGGAGUUCGGUCAAACCAGCCGCCAGCAGGACUUCCCAGGAUCGUGUGUCAGCCAGCAGGACUGCCUGACAAGGUGCGCCUUCGUCAUCAUCAUCAUCUUCCUCAUCGCUAGUGGAUCUGACGGUUUGUGCUGGAAGGAUCUGUUGAGGAUCAAGAGCCCUCAUAAGCUGCUCUACGCUUUAGAAAUCAUAGAGGCCCUCGGCAAACCCAACCGCAGGAUUCACCGCGAGUCUACGGGCAGUUACAGUGAUCUGUAUCCAGACUCUGACGACUCCAGUGAGGAACAGAUCGAGAACAGCAAGAACACUUGGAGCUGUAAGUUUGUGUCGUCUGGAGGUCUUCAGCUUCUGCUGGACAUUUUUAACUCUGCAAUUUUAGAGCCGAAAGAGCAAGAAUCCUGGACUGUGUGGUUGUUGGACUGUCUCGCGUGUCUGCUGAAGCUCAUUUGUCAGUUUGCGGUGGAUCCGGCCGAUCUGGACCUGGCCUAUCAUGACGUUUUUGCCUGGUCUGGUCUCACGGACACACAGAGGAAGAGGGCGUGGCCAGGGAAGUCCCGCAAAACUGCCGGGGAUCAUGGGAAGGGCCUGCAUAUACCUCGUCUCACAGAGGUUUUUCUAAGUCUUGUUCAAGGCACCAACCUCAUCCAGCGGCUCAUCAACGUGGCCUACACAUACGACAAUCUGGCACACAGGGUUUUAAAGGCUCAAUCAGAUCACAGAUCCAGACACGAGGUGACUCAUUUCUCCAUGUGGCUGCUGGUGAGCUGGGCUCACUGCUGUUCUCUGGUGAAAUCCAGCCUGGCUGAUAGUGAACAUCUGCAUGACUGGCUAAAGAAGCUCACGCUGCUCAUACCUGAGACGGCGGUGCGUCAGGAGGCGUGCAGUGGUCUGUAUAAGCUGUCUCUGUCCGGUCUGGAGGGAGGAGAAUCCAUCAAUAGAUCCUUCCUGCUGCUCGCCGCGUCCACACUGCUCAAGUUCCUGCCAGACGCACAAGCGCUUAAACCCCUGAGACUGGAGGAUUUUGAGGAGGAGGCCUUGUUUCACACCGGCUGUAAGGAGUAUUUCUGGCUGCUCUGUAAACUCAUUGACAACAUCCACGUGAAAGACGCCAGUCAGACCACCCUGCUGGACCUGGACGCUCUGGCGCGACACCUCGCCGACUGCAUCCGCAGUCGUGAGAUUUUGGACCAGCAAGACGGGGCGAUCGAGGAUGACGGUCUGACAGGUCUCCUGCGUCUCGCCACCAGCGUCCUGAAGCACAAACCUCCCUUUAAGUUUUCUCGGGAGGGUCAGGAGUUCCUCAGGGACACGUAUGACCUGCUGUUCCUGCUGCCCAGCCUGAAGGACCGGCAGCAGCCCAAAUGCAAGAGUCCCGCGGCACGCGCCGCGGCCUACGACCUGCUGGUGGAGGUGGUCAAGGGUUCGGUGGAGAACUACAGACUGCUGCACAACUGGGUCAUGUCGCAGCACAUGCAGGCAUCGCAUGCUCCGUAUAAAUGGGAUUACUGGCCUCAUGAUGAUGUCAGAGCAGAGUGCCGUUUUGUGGGAUUGACUAACCUUGGCGCCACGUGUUACCUGGCCUCCACCAUUCAACAGCUCUACAUGAUCCCGGAGGCCAGACAGGCCGUCUUUACUGCUAAAUAUUCAGAGGACAUCAAGCAUAAGACCACAUUGCUGGAGCUGCAGAAGAUGUUCACUUAUCUAAUGGAGAGUGAGAGGAAGGCGUAUAACCCUCGUCCCUUCUGUAAGACCUACACGAUGGACAAACAGCCUCUGAACACAGGAGAGCAGAAAGACAUGACCGAGUUCUUCACAGACCUCAUCACCAAGAUAGAGGAGAUGUCUCAGGACCUGAAAAACACAGUCAAAACGCUGUUUGGAGGCAUCAUCACCAACAAUGUGGUUUCACUGGACUGUGAUCACGUGAGUCAGACGGCUGAGGAGUUUUACACAGUCAGAUGUCAGGUGGCCGAUAUGAAGAACAUCUAUGAGUCUCUGGACGAGGUGACCAUUAAGGACACUCUGGAGGGUGAUAACAUGUACACCUGCUCUCAGUGUGGGAAGAAAGUCCGCGCUGAAAAACGGGCUUGUUUUAAGAAGCUCCCGCGGAUCUUGAGCUUUAACACCAUGCGCUAUACAUUCAACAUGGUGACCAUGAUGAAGGAAAAAGUAAACACGCACUUUUCUUUCCCGCUGCGGCUCGACAUGACGCCGUACACCGAGGACUUCCUCAUGGCCAAGGGAGACAGGAAGGAAGGUUUCCGUGACGACAGUGAUGCCAAAGUGGUGGAGAGUUACGAGUAUGACCUCAUCGGUGUGACGGUGCACACGGGCACGGCAGACGGCGGCCAUUAUUACAGCUUCGUCAGGGACAUCAUCAACCCGCACGCUUACCGCAAUAACAAGUGGUACCUGUUUAACGACGCUGAGGUGAAGUCGUUUGAUUCGGCUCAGCUGGCCUCAGAAUGUUUUGGUGGAGAGAUGACGACAAAAACAUAUGACUCUGUCACAGACAAGUUCAUGGAUUUCUCCUUUGAGAAGACCCACAGUGCCUACAUGCUGUUCUAUAAGAGAGUGGAGGAGGAGAAUGAGAAGGACUUGAACUUUGACAUUUCUCCUGACCUUCUGGAGUACAGACAGAGAUUAUCUUACUAUAGGGAGGAUAAGAGGGUCUGUAUUACUUGCUAUUGGAGAAAGCGUAACGGCUAACUUUGGUCACGUUGCCGUAAGCUGAAUCACACCUGUCGCAAAAAGUCAGCGACUUCUCUUAUAAAAAAGCAUUUAUUCGUGGUAAACGCUCCCACAAUGCUGCAGUGGAUCGAACUCUUGACCAAACAAUUUAACAAUAGCCAAGCUGCCUGUGAGUGGUUUUUGGAUCAGAUGGCAGAUGAUAACUGGUGGCCAAUGCAGAUUCUCAUCAAGUGUCCCAAUCAGAUUGUACGUCAGAUGUUUCAGAGGUUGUGUAUUCACGUGAUCCAGCGCCUCAGACCGGUCCACGCUCACCUGUACCUGCAGCCGGGCAUGGAGGACGGCUCUGAUGAUAUGGAUGGGCCGGUGGAGGACAUCGGCAGCCGCUCAUGUGUGACGCGGUUCGUCAAAACGCUGCUGUCAAUCAUGGAGCACGGAGUGAAGCCGCACAGCAAACAUCUGACUGAAUACUUUGCCUUCCUCUAUGAGUUUGCCAAAAUGGGAGAAGAGGAGAGUCAGUUCCUCUUGUCUUUGCAAGCCAUUUCUAUAAUGGUGCAUUUCUACAUAGGCACUAAAGGACCUGAAAAUCCUCAGGUGGAGGUGUUAUCUGAGGAGGAGGAGGGUGAGGAGGAUGAAGAGGAGGACAUCCUCUCACUGGCGGAGGAGAAGUACAGGCCAGCCGCUCUGGAGAAGAUGAUCGCGCUCAUAGCUCUGCUGGUGGAGCAGUCCAGAUCCGAGAGACACUUGACUCUGUCUCAGAGUGACAUGGCCGCACUGACCGGAGGAAAAGGUUUCCCCUUCCUGUUCCAGCACAUCAGAGACAGCAUCAACAUCCGACAGACUUGCAACCUCAUAUUCAGCCUCUGCAGAUACAACAACCGCCUGGCUGAACAUAUCGUGUCAAUGCUGUUCACCUCUAUCGCUAAACUGACUCCAGAGGCGGCAAAUCCGUUCUUCAAGCUGCUGACGAUGCUGAUGGAGUUUGCUGCAGGUCCUCCGGGAAUGCCCUCGUUUGCGUCCUACAUCCUGCAGAGGAUCUGGGAGGUGAUCGAGUAUAACCCGUCUCAGUGUUUGGACUGGUUGGCCGUUCAGACUCCGCGUAAUAAGCUGGCUCACAGCUGGGUUCUGCAGAACAUGGAGAACUGGGUGGAGAGGUUUCUGCUGGCGCACAACUACCCACGAGUCCGAACAUCUGCGGCGUAUCUGCUGGUAUCUCUCAUCCCGAGCAACUCCUUCCGUCAGAUGUUCCGCUCCACACGUUCUCUUCACAUCCCCACGCGGGACCUCCCGCUGAGUCCCGACACCACCGUGGUUCUGCACCAGGUCUACAACCUGCUGCUGGGCCUGCUGGGCCGGGCCAAGCUCUACGUGGACGUGCCGGUGCAUGGGACCACCAAACUGGUGCAGUACUUCAGCUUCAUGACCUACUGCCUCAUCUCCAAAACCGAGAAGCUCAUGUUCUCCAGCUACUUCAUGGACCUCUGGAACCUCUUCCAGCCUAAGUUAUCAGAGCCAGCCAUCGCCACGAAUCACAACAAGCAAGCGCUUCUGUCCUUCUGGUAUAACGUCUGCAUGGACUGCAGCGAGAAUGUGCGUCUCAUCGUCCAAAACCCAGUCGUCACAAAAAACAUUGCCUUCAACUACAUCCUGGCCGAUCACGACGAUCAGGAGGUGGUGCUGUUCAACCGCGGGAUGCUGCCGGCGUAUUACGCCAUCCUGCGCAUGUGCUGCGAGCAGUCGCCCACCUUCACCCGCCAGCUGGCCUCACACCAGAACAUACAGUGGGCCUUCAAAAACCUCACGCCCCACGCCAGCCAGUACCCAGGGGCGGUGGAGGAGUUGUUUAACCUGAUGCAGUUGUUUGUGGCUCAGAGGCCUGAUAUGAGAGAGGAAGAGCUGGAGGACGUAAAGCAGUUCAAGAAGACCACCAUCAGCUGUUACCUGCGCUGUCUGGACGGACGCUCCUGCUGGACCACUCUCAUCAGUGCCUUCCGUAUUCUGCUGGAGAACGAUGAGGACAGACUGCUGGUGGUGUUCAACAGAGGCCUCAUCCUCAUGACUGAGUCCUUCAACACCCUGCACAUGAUGUACCAUGAGGCUACUGCGUGUCAUGUGACCGGAGAUCUAGUGGAGCUGCUGUCCAUCUUCCUGUCUGUUUUAAAGGCAACGCGACCCUACUUACAGCGCAAAGAUGUGAAGCAGGCGUUGAUCCAGUGGCAGGAGAGGAUUGAUUUUGCUCAUAAGCUGCUGACACUGCUGAACUCUUACAGCCCACCGGAGCUGCGUAACGCCUGUCUGGAUGUGCUGAAGGAGCUGGUGCUCUUGAGUCCUCAUGACUUCCUGCACACGCUCGUGCCCUUCCUGCAGCACAACCACUGCACUUACCACCACAGCAACAUCCCCAUGUCGUUUGGCCCGUAUCUGCCCUGUAGAGAGAAUAUCAAGCUGAUGGGCGGAAAGAACAACAUUCGACCUCCCAGACCGGAGCUCAACAUGUGCCUGCUGCCCUCGAUGGUGGAGACCAGUAAGGGUAAAGAUGAGGUGUAUGACAGGAUGUUGUUGGACUACUUCCUGUCGUAUCAUCAGUUCAUUCACCUGCUCUGCCGAGUUGCCAUCAACUGUGAGAAGUUCACCGAGACUCUGGUGAAACUCAGUGUGUUGAUAGCAUAUGAAGGACUUCCUCUACACCUGGCUCUCUUUCCAAAACUAUGGACAGAACUUGCUCAGUCUCAGUGUGCGAUGGCUCAGUCGUGUGUGAAGCUGUUGUGUGAGGAUCCGGCGUUUGGAGAAUACAUGAAAUGCAUCCUGAUGGACGAGAGAAACUUCCUGAACAACAACAUCGCCUACUCCUUCCUCACCUGCUUCUUACAUAAAGUGCAGGUGCAGGUGUUAUCAGGCCAAAGCUGCUCGAAUCUCGUCAAUGUGUUGGUGACCAACCUACUGAACGAGUACCACAGCCUGCAGCCUGAGCUGACCAAUCAGAGAGCAGAGUUGAGCAAGACCAGCAGCCUCCUGAACGCAGAUCUGCGUGCGCUGCUGCUGGUGCUGUCAGUUUACGCCCCUCAGCAGCUGGAUCCUGCUUUAGGUCCGGCUCUACAGGAGCUGCUGUCCAAAUGCAGACUGUGUCUGCAGCACCGCACCACUUUAGAGAUGGAGGCCAAGGAACGCAAAGCCAAAGUGGAAGAGGAAGGUGUCACUCCAGUGAAGCGCCGGCGGGUGAGCAGCAGUGCUGAAGAUCGGCCGGCAGACAGCGUCUGUCCUCCAUCUGCUUCCUCCUCAUUGGCUCCCUGCUCGGAGCAGAAGGCGGAGCCAGGAGAGGCGUUAACGCCCACCAGCACUUCGGACACCGAAACCCGAGACUCCUCCCUCAUCGACCCGGGAGUGGAAAACGACCCACCCUCUCCUGACAGCGCGUCCCUCGAGGAGAAGAAAAUGGAUAUUUCUUCUUCAUCUUCAUCAUCAUCUUCGUCAUCAUCCUCCUCCCUUCCUGAAGCGUUUGGCCGAGCGGACGAACCUCCACCGCAGAGAGCUGGAAGAGAGGAGGAGGAAGAGGAAGAUGGGCAGAAGGAAGUGCAAGAGCAGGAGGCGGAGCCAGAGCAAGAGGAAGUGCCCUCCACUUCCUCCUCCUCCUCCUCCGCUGACUCAGUGCUUUUACUCUCCAGCCUGCCAGAUGCUGCCGAGGGGCGGAGCUGCUCGCUUCAGGAGGCGGAGUCAGGCGGGUGUGCCCACGCCCCCGUGCAGGAUGCUCUGGAGAUGCUGUCGCGCACAGUCGAGGCCACGAUUGCUGUGGUUGCCAAACUUUCGAACGGGAAAGGAGGGACACGCCCCUUAGCUUUGUGAUGUUACUAUCGCAUCCCUCCUUUUUCGCAUUUCACAUUUUCACGUUCGCCAUGCUGUUCAGUUUUGUCUUUUUAAGAGUAGUUGGACAUAGUAAUUGAAGUCCAACUUUUCUUUUUUUUUUCGCUCUUUGGCCUCGCUCUUUAUCUGUUUUAGGUUGCAACACAAGAAGUUCAGUUUUCCGGUUCCAGAAAACUGAGCUCUGCAUUAAUUGUACAGAACGAAAAAAAACAACUGGAGCAUUUUUUUGUCAAAGGGCAGUUUUUUUAUUUUUUAAAUCGUGAUUUUGUUGGUUUCUUUGUUUUGAAGUGGUUUGUUUUCGAGGCUGCAGUGAAACAGGGAAAAGGUUUACAACGUUUUAGUCCCAUCAGUGCAUAAUUUAAUUAGUUUUUAUUCACGUGUAUUAUUAUUAUUAUUAUGAUUGUCUUCUGUGCCAGUUUUGUACUUACAGAUGUGAGGCUGAGAAGGCCUUGCUGUGUUUUUUUUUUUCUCUCUGUGGUGGAUAUCAAAAACUAUGUUUACUUUGUAUAUUGAAAAGAAAGAACGAACCACAAGAACCUUGAUUCUGUAAAGAAUCUUCUAGAUGUUGCCUGGCUUUGUAAAUGAGAUGGG